Ictalurus punctatus (channel catfish) is the source of this 1240-nucleotide messenger RNA. It is a transcript of the gene map1lc3cl, whose product is annotated as microtubule-associated protein 1 light chain 3 gamma, like. The record is from RefSeq and is a predicted model, not a curated record. Gene Ontology annotation, molecular function: ubiquitin protein ligase binding. The transcript is spliced from 4 exons. Gene Ontology annotation, biological process: autophagosome assembly; macroautophagy; cellular response to nitrogen starvation. NCBI's taxonomy places the organism in Eukaryota, Metazoa, Chordata, Actinopteri, Siluriformes, Ictaluridae. The coding region runs from base 257 to 637 and encodes 126 amino acids. Gene Ontology annotation, cellular component: autophagosome membrane; cytosol; autophagosome.
ACAGACUAGCAGAGGCUGGUCCAAGAUCAGAAAUGAAGAGUCACGUUUACCCUAGCAAAAGGCCCUGAACUAUUUAGCACAUUGACUUUCACUAGAGGCCCGAUGCCGUCUCUUGAUUGACACCUCCUCUUCUCGGCCUGUAUAUAAGCGGAUCUGCUCGCGGAGCUUGACGGGGUUUGAUCGCGCCUCCGGCCGGGCCACAGAGCGCCUUCACUGCCUCCAUCUUCUCAUCACUUCUCCUUUACACCACACAGACAUGGCGCCUUUUGAGAGAUCCAUGGAAGUGACGCCCUUCAAGCAAAGGAAGUGCUUAGCAACAAGAAAAGAUGAAGUCUGCACAAUUCGCUCCAAGUUCCCCAACAAAUUACCAAUCAUCGUUGAACGUUGCAUUCGGGAGAGGCGACUUCCUCUAUUGGACAAAACAAAAUUCUUGGUCCCUCAUGAGCUCACAAUUGGUCAGUUUCUGUGUCUGCUCAGGAGUAAGAUAGCACUGGAAACAUCCCAGGCCCUGUAUCUACUGAUCUCAGGAAAAAACAUAUGCUCCAUGACAGCCAGCAUGGGGGAAGUAUACUCUCAGCACAGAGACCCAGAUGGCUUCCUCUACAUGACCUAUGCCUCCCAGGAUAUGUUUGGCUGAGAAGACCAUUUCUCCCUUCAUAGGGACCACUGAAUUCUUCAUGACCUCCGUUACUGACUGACCAAGCUAUCCUACAGUGCAGUCACUUUUUUUCCACUGCUGCUGCUGGAGACUAUCACUGUGCCUGAGACUUCCUGAACAUGUGGCCAAAAAAAUCUCUUCUGACCUCAAAAUUUCUUUCUUUUUUUUUUUUAAAAUUCAUGUGAGAUUCAUGGUGAGAUAUAGAAACCAAUGAUAUGUACCCUGUGAGAUGUUCACAUCAACUUAUAAUGGUACAAAAUGUCACGACACUUAUCUUGGACACACAGCUGUUUUGUCCUGAUGAUUGCAGAGACACCAUGAAACAAUAUCCUGAGGUUCUGUAUGCUUCAGAUAGCACAGUCACAGGAAGUGAGAGAGGAAGACGGGUGAAAACUGCAUGUCGGUUCUCUUCUCUGUUGUCUUGUGUGUUUUCACGAUUCUCCUGGAAACCAAGAUGGAAUUGAAAUGCUUGAGACAUUCAGUGCACAAAUUCUAGAAAAAUGUUUACAGUGUACUUUACCUGUGUAUCUCAAAUGUUAUUGGGAAUGCUACAAAUAAAUAAUUUUUGCCCUUUUCAGUAAA